AUGCAGUUCCGUCGUUUCCAAUCUACACUGAAACUGGUGUCUCGAUGCCCGCCUCCAAAGUAUGAUACCGGAUGCACAUUCUGUCAACCACCUCCAGAAUUGGACUUGAAAUCUCCUCCAUUCUCCAUCAGAAACACUGCCCCUCCACUGGCAAAACACGUGAUUGUCUUAUCGGAAACUUCCAAUAAGGACUGGCCGAAGAAAGUGGAGGCAUAUCCCGUGAUGAGGAACCUCGGCGCUGUUGGUAGGGGAAAUGGUAACCUGUUCAGCAUGUCAACCCUAUGUCCCGAAACCGAAACCGGUCAUGUCGAGGUGUUGGUUUAUCCCGACUCGAAGAAAGUGACAUUCAAAGACAACUCGGCCAAUUAUAGUAAGUUCGUCAAGGCCAUGGACGGAGAGCUGGCUACAAAUGAAACCCUUUCAGUUACCGCUUUUGAAAAACCACUAAUCUUAAUAUGCGGACACGCAGAGCGUGAUGUGAGAUGUGGUGUCGUGGGGGAACUUGUACAUGAUGAAUUUGAGAAAGUUCUGCAUAGGGAAAAACUCAAUGUGGAGCUCGGGUAUAUCAGCCACAUUGGCGGCCAUGUGUAUGCUGGCAAUGUUUUGAUUUAUAAGCCCAACGGAACCAUGGUUUGGUAUGGAAUGGUGAGGCCGCAACAUGUCCAAGGAAUUGUCACAAAAACAGUCAAAGCCGACACGCUCAUUGAGGAAUUACUUAGAAACUAA
This is a messenger RNA of Pichia kudriavzevii, 726 nucleotides long. RefSeq lists its product as uncharacterized. The transcript has a single exon. The record is from RefSeq and is a predicted model, not a curated record. Lineage: Eukaryota; Fungi; Ascomycota; Pichiomycetes; Pichiales; Pichiaceae. Bases 1 to 726 code for a protein of 241 amino acids.